Messenger RNA from Xenia sp. Carnegie-2017, 2420 nucleotides. RefSeq names its product kinesin-like protein KIF2A. The coding region runs from base 131 to 2236 and encodes 701 amino acids. The transcript is spliced from 28 exons. Lineage: Eukaryota; Metazoa; Cnidaria; Anthozoa; Malacalcyonacea; Xeniidae. Gene Ontology annotation, biological process: microtubule-based movement. The record is from RefSeq and is a predicted model, not a curated record. Gene Ontology annotation, molecular function: ATP binding; microtubule motor activity; microtubule binding.
UGGCAACGGUCCGGUUUGUGGUCAAAAUGUCAGGUCUGCUGCCUUGUGAAAUUUAUGCGAUAUAACUUCAUAGCCUGUCAUCUAACUAUAACGUUAGGAAGCUUGGAUUUUUCAAAGAAUUUGAAGUAGCAUGGACAAAUUCAGCAAACUUGUUAUUGGCACAACGAUUGACAUCAGACGAAGUGAUGGUCGAGUGCAUUCCUCCAUGCUGAGUGGAAUAAACCUUGAUUCAAAAAGUGCUACUGUGGAAUGGUAUGAAAAUGGAGAAACCAAGGGCAAAGAGAUUGAAAUACGUGAAAUAUUUGCACUUAAUCCUUGGCUGCUUCAAGGAAAACCAAAGACAUCUUUAAACAAAAGAACAUCUUCUCCAGGAAUGCCUGCUGAUGACAAGGAAACACCCAAACUUUCAAAAAAAGGAUUUAAAGCGUCGGAUAAGUCAAACAACAAAAAAAAAGAUGAAAAUUCUCCAUUGCCAGAGAGCAAUCACAUAUCUAGACCUGAAAGUCAGCCUCCAACUUCCGUAUCAAACUCAUCGUCAGUUACUCGUAGAAAGUCGAACUGUGUUAAAGAAGUUGAAAGAUUGAAAAAAAAUAGAGAAGAAAGAAGAGCCCAACAACAGGAACAGCGGGUGUUGCGUGAAAAGAUUCAACAGGAAAUAGAUCCUGGAAAUCCAUACUGGGAGUUAAUUAAAAUGAUAAGAGAAUAUCAAAAUAGCAUAAACAUGCAGAGGGUGACGAUGAAUGAUCCUGUUUGUGAUCAUCAGAUUUGUGUUUGUGUUCGAAAAAGGCCUCUUAGCAAAAAAGAGCUGGGCAAGAAGGAAGUUGACGUUAUAACUAUACCUGAUAAAGAAAAUACAGUGGUUCAUGAGCCAAAAACUAAAGUGGACCUGACGAAAUAUCUUGAUAACCACAAAUUUAGGUUUGAUUAUUCCUUUGACGAAACAGCUACAAAUGAACUUGUCUACCGGUACACGGCGAGACCUCUCAUAGAAACGAUAUUCAACCAAGGCAUGGCGACUUGUUUUGCUUAUGGUCAAACUGGCAGCGGCAAAACAUACACUAUGGGUGGAAAUAUGAUAAACAAGAACCAGGAAAUUACUAAAGGCAUUUAUGCUUUAGCAGCUCAUGAUGUUUUCAAGUACUUAAAGAAUUCAAAGCAUAAAAAUAAGGAUCUCGUAAUAUCAUGCAGUUAUUUUGAAAUAUAUGGGGCUAAGGUGUUUGACCUUCUGAACAAGAAACGAAAAUUGAGAGUUCUAGAAGAUGGCAACCAACAAGUUCAGAUUUGUGAACUUCAAGAAAGUGUCGUUAAUGCAGUCGAGGAAGUUUUAAAAGUGAUUGAAAUUGGAAAUCGACUGAGAACAUCUGGUCAAACGUCAGCAAAUCAGAACUCUUCAAGAUCACAUGCAGUAUUUCAAAUAAUACUACGUCGAAGAGGUGUUAUGAAAAGUGGAGCAGGUGGUCAGCUGUAUGGUAAAUUUUCCUUAAUUGACCUCGCAGGAAACGAGAGAGGAGCAGAUACGUCCAAUGCAGACCGACAAACAAGACUGGAAGGCGCCGAAAUCAAUAAAAGUUUACUUGCUUUAAAGGAAUGUAUUCGUGCACUUGGAAGACAUGGGGCUCAUUUGCCUUUUCGAGCAAGCAAAUUAACGCAGGUUCUUAAAGAUUCGUUUAUUGGUGACAACUCCAAAACAUGCAUGAUUGCAACCAUAUCUCCCGGGAUGAGUUGUUGCGAACACUCGCUUAACACGUUACGUUACGCUGAUAGAGUGAAGGAAUUGGGUCCUGAUAAUGGCAAAGAGAAUGGUAGGGAAUAUAUUGCUUUCGACGAUGUCCCGGAUGUUGUCUCGCCGACCCUGUCAAGAGGUGAUCCUGCUUCGAAUAAUGCCGACCUUGCAUUGUUGUGUACACAUAGUGGUUCUGGUGAAAUGGAUCACAAUGAAUUGUACACUUUUCACGAAGCCGUUAAUCAACUCCAGGAUGCCGAAGAACAACUUGUUGAAUGUCAUAAGAACAGCGUUAAGGAAACUAAAGCACUUUUACAACAAGAGGAAUCACUGUUGGAUAAAGUUGAUGAUGUGGAUUCUGAUUUAGAACAAUACGUACAACGACUUGAUGGUAUAUUGAAACAGAAAAUCGAGAACUUCACUAGCCUUCGGGAGCGUGUCCAACAGUUCAAAAGCCGACUCGAGCAAGAAGAAAAAGCCAGUAAAAAUAUACAGAGGUUACCAUUUGUGUAAGAUUUUGAGCAUCGUAAUUUGUUAAGCAUAAAGACAGAAAUAUCUACAAAUAUUUAAUUAUUUACGUAUAUUACGAAUAAUAUAUUUAGCUACAGCAUGUAAAGAGAGAUGUAAAAAUAACACAGAUUUCUUUACCAAAAUUGUCAAUAUUGUUCAUACUAUUAAAUUAUGUUAUUUAAACCUA